Messenger RNA from Bombus pyrosoma, 768 nucleotides. Its product is annotated as chymotrypsin-2-like. Gene Ontology annotation, biological process: proteolysis. The transcript has 7 exons. Gene Ontology annotation, molecular function: serine-type endopeptidase activity. The coding region runs from base 1 to 768 and encodes 255 amino acids. Lineage: Eukaryota; Metazoa; Arthropoda; Insecta; Hymenoptera; Apidae. The record is from RefSeq and is a predicted model, not a curated record.
AUGAAUCCGGUGAUACUUGGAGCGGUGCUUUUAGCUACAGCGUUAGCAAGUUCUAACGCCGAUGUAUCAACACACGACUUGGAUCCUAGAAUCGUGAAUGGUGAGGAUGCAGGCCCAAACGAAUUUCUAUACCAGGCUUCGCUUCAAACCAACGGCCAUCAUUUCUGCGGUGGAUCGGUGCUUAACAGGUAUUACGUUCUCACCGCUGCUCACUGCGUCUCUGGUCAAGAACCUAGCCAAGUCCAAGUUAUCACUGGAACCAAGAACUUAAACGGCUCUCCAACAUUCGUGCAUCAAGCUGUGAAGUUUAUUGUUCACACUAAAUACAGCCCUUCCAAUAACUGGAUCAACGACAUAGCCUUGAUCAAGGUAAAUAAGCCAUUCGAGACCGGACCACAACUAAACUUCGUUCCUUUACCGCAAGCAAAUCAAAAUAUUCCAGAUAACGCACGCGCUAUUGUAUCGGGAUGGGGUAGGAUCAGAGAAUAUGGACCAGUCUCGACAACAUUGAAAAAAGCAAUCAUCUACAUUACCAAUCAGAGCACUUGCAAGAAUGCCUAUAGAACAAUAUAUGACACGCAAAUUUGCGCCAAUGAUCCCAAGACCGUGAAAGGAGCAUGCAACGGUGACUCUGGCGGCCCUCUCACGGUUAGCGGAAGGAUUGUCGGGAUCGUAUCAUGGUCAGAGGGAUGUGGUCUUUCUAAUUACCCCACUGUGUACACUCGCGUUCCUUCUUACAUAGAUUGGAUUCAAGCAAACGCAGUUUAA